CAACUUGUCAGCACCGAAGAGUGCAUAGAAAUUCUGAAAACUCAGCUGUCAGCCAAACAAAUAGAAACUGAAAAGCUCUACAUAAAGGAUAUUCAAUUAAAGCAAAUAACAAACUGCUCUGGCUUUCUAGGAGAGUAUUAUACAUUAACUAUUGUAGCUGCAUCGACGCUUUCAGCUAAGGAACGUUUGUUUGAUUAUUUUAUAAAGACGCUGCCGCAGCAGAAUCUGCAAUAUCGAGAAGAAUGUGAACGUAAAGGUGUAUUGCGAAAAGAAUCUGCUAUUUAUAAGGAGAUAAUACCUAAAUUACAGAGAUAUGCCAAUUGUAAACUAGCUCCCACUUGUUUUCUAACACGCGAGGAUCUCUUGGUGCUAGAAAAUCUGAGUUUUGACUACAGACAACUGCCUGCCUUGGAGGAUUAUAAUAUGACACAAUAUCGUGUGCUGCUAAGCCAUUUAGCCACGUUGCAUGCCACAAGCAUAGCAUGGGAACGUGCUGAAAGCUUCAGCAUAGGUGAACGUUAUAGAGAAAUGCUCUUUGAGCUGAUGCUAAGCAGUGAGAAUGAUUGGUUCAUUACAAGCAUUAAGGCUAUAGUUUAUUUAGCUGCACAACAUGAGCAGCUGCAGCAUGAAAAAUAUCAGCACUUUAUAGCUAACAAGCUGUAUGAGAAAUUAUUAAAAACCGAGACACUAGUGCAACCAACCGAGCGUAUGUGCAAUGUAUUUUGCCAUCGCGAUGCAUCCAACUUCAAUAUAUUCUUUGCUAAGCAUGAUGCUGAGCGCUGUUGCUUAGUUGACUUUGGCUUAAGCACUUACAGCACGCCCGCACACGAUAUACACUUUAUGCUUUAUAUGAACUCAACGCAGACAACGCGUCAGCUUUUGUAUCAAGAGUUUAUCAAGUGGUACUUUGAUGCAUUGCAAGCUAAAUUUGCUGAGCUUGGCAUACCCGCCACUGAGCUAAGUUGGCAAGAGUUCCAAGCGGAUUGCAAGCGUGCUAGCCUGGUUGCUUUAAUUAUCAGCUGUCUUUGUCUGCCAAUACAUUUAUUGCCGUCCAAGUUGAUGGCUACAGUGAGAUCGCAGCAAGCUCAGAAAUUUGAUUACUGGCUAAAUGUGGACAGACGUGAGCUGCUGGAUAUGGCCAUGGCUCAAGAUCCAGCAUAUAAAGCUAAGAUAAUGGCGCUUAUAAAGGAGCUAAUGGAGCAGCUGCUGGCAAGUGAAGCGCAAGAAAGUUAAGAAUAACCUCAUCAAGUGAAAAAACUCGCUAAGUAGCCAGACCUCCGUCCUAUAAA
Molecule: messenger RNA, 1289 nt
Organism: Drosophila busckii
Lineage: Eukaryota; Metazoa; Arthropoda; Insecta; Diptera; Drosophilidae
Exons: 3
Coding region: 424-1233 (269 amino acids)
Source: RefSeq, a predicted model, not a curated record